Messenger RNA from Zingiber officinale, 2076 nucleotides. RefSeq lists its product as uncharacterized. Gene Ontology annotation, molecular function: protein binding. Lineage: Eukaryota; Viridiplantae; Streptophyta; Magnoliopsida; Zingiberales; Zingiberaceae. The transcript has 7 exons. The record is from RefSeq and is a predicted model, not a curated record. Bases 1 to 1176 code for a protein of 391 amino acids. Gene Ontology annotation, cellular component: nucleus.
AUGGAGGUAGAAUCCGAGGUCAUGGAGGGUCAUGUAAGGAAGCGGAUCCUUGAGGGAUGCUGCAACUGUGGGAUUGUCAUAUAUCUUUUUUUUCAGGCACACUCAAUCAUUUUUCCUCUUGAAGCUUCACUUUCAGCUGAUUUGGCUGCUGUGGCCGAUACAUCAUUCAAAGAUAAGGACAAUAAUAAAGAGAUAUCUCUUGUUCGUGGGCAAUCACUGUACCAAACUUAUAUUUUCAGACUUCGUGAAGCUUAUCAAUCUUUGGCUCCUUUGGUUCUUUCAUUAACCAACUAUGUAAAGGAGCUUCAUUCCACACUAACCAAACUUGCACGUGUUUCCAAUCUCCAUGCAGGAAAUCUUCAUCAAGCUCUUGAAGGUCUUGGAGAAAGUCAAAUCUCAAGAUCUCAAAAUCUUGCUAUAUCUGGUUCUGAACCCUCAAAUAAUGUGAUUUUAUUAAAUGAGAGUGGAGGGUUUCUUGAGAGUAGUGGAGAAAUUGUUGAGAACUUAGUUACAAAUGUCGGAUUCCUCCAUGAUGAAGGAUGGAUAUCUGCGCCAGAUCACACAUACACCAGUAGCCAAGGCUCCAGUAUCAUCUUAAGUGGAAGUAGCACCUUUGAGAAGUCAGACCAUGUGGAACAGUGCUUUGGUAGCAAUACUACUGGAGAGGAUACCAGCAUUAGUAUUUCUGAUAAAAUUACUGAGGGAUUUGAAACCAUAUCUGUUGAUUCUGAGAAUCAAGAGUCUAAAUAUAUAUCACAGGAUGUUGCCAUUGGUUUGUCUUCAAUAGCACCAUCAGACCUGGGUGAAAGCAUACAAACCCUGUCUUUAUCUACUAAAACAGUACUUGAGAACUUGCGAAUUUCAUCUGAGAUAGGGAAGGGAAAAUCUGAAGUAGUGAAAGAUUUGAUGGGUGAUAAUGAAGAUUACUCCAAGCUGGUCGAUGGACGAGGUGAAAUUCUUGUUGAUUCUUCAUGCCCUGGUGUUGCAAACCAGAAAACAAGGGGUAAGAACGCUUAUGCUCUGACAGUCUUGAAGCAAGUCGAAUUAAAAAUAGAUGGAAAGAGUAUUGAUGACAGGUCUUCAGAAGUUUCAGAGCAAGUAGAUUACCUUAUUAAGCAAGCAACAAACAUUGACAACUUGUGUAACAUGUAUGAAGGUUGGACACCAUGGAUAUGAUCAUCUGAGCAUGUUAUUUGAUUAUAUACUAAGAGUCGUCUUCCUGUAAUAGCAAGGAGAAAAGGCCAAUAAACUGAAGAGCAUAAUUUUCUGCUAACUUUCUGGUCAGCUAAGUUUGGAAACUUCAUGGAUAACGAGGAAAAUCUGCACUCUUGUAGGGGCUAUUCAAUUUCAAGGUUCCAUGCUGAAAUGGCCAAGCAAUUGGGAUUCAACCAUCGCCCUUUCAAGGUUCCAUGCUGAAACUAAGAGGUAACACGUCACAACCUUUCAGUUUGCCAUUUAAAAUGCAAUAUGCAAACGCACAACAAAGGUUCCUACAAGUUGCUGAAUCCCAAGUACCCCUAUCCGAUGAACCUGCUAUGAAAACUGAUAAGCUUCAACUCUCUUGGAGGGACCUCUCUACUGCAUUAUGUGAUGCCUGUGUUCGUGCUGUGGUCUCUACUGGUUAUCUAGAGCUGAGUCCUAGCACGGAUGGCUGAAUUAGCAGUGCUGUAAAAGAAAGUUCUUGUCGCAUUUUCAAAGAAGUUUCAACCCAGCUAGAUGCAGCAAACCGUGAAAACUGAAUCUUUUCAGUUUGAUGAAGUUAAAUCAGGCAUGACGGGUUACAUUCAGCCGUCUUUGCUUGUGUCUUGAACUGAGGCUGCUGUUUUCCAAAUUUGGUGUCUGUUUCAGUUCUCAGUUUGGAGUGGGUGAUUAAGCAUACCGAUGAGCAUCCAUGUUAAACAAUUAAAAGGAUAAACUUAUGUAGUUGUCAUGAUAGGAAUUGGAUUGUCUAGUUUCAAAUAAUGUUUGCCAAUUGCAAUAUCACCAAAUUUUGAACCUAUGUUUAUGUAUCGAAUUCAAGAAAAGUAUGUCUCUCUCAUGAAGAUACCUCAUUAAUCAAUUGCUUAUUAUAUGUCA